Messenger RNA from Cetraspora pellucida, 197 nucleotides. Lineage: Eukaryota; Fungi; Glomeromycota; Glomeromycetes; Diversisporales; Gigasporaceae. The record is from the annotation of a GenBank genome assembly.
AUAUUCACGAAAAUGCCACUCACAUUGUUCUCUUUAAUGGUGAGAGCUCUAUUCAAAAACUUGCAGAUAUUAUAAGUCCUUACACUAAUGUAGAUCUGCGAAAAGCUUCAAAAAUUAUUGACAGUUAUUUGAGGCAAAAAGAGUUUAUAGUUAUAGAUCUGAAUAAACCCAGAUCUAAGUCUUUCUCACUUCGAUGA